UCUACAAAGGACGGACUCUCCAACUUUCCCAGGUUCAGGAAGGUAAUAUUAACUUCCUGGCAUCAUGAAGACAGUGGAGAGCUCUGAGUGAACUGGGAUCCCCAAGCAUUUUUUACAGCAUGCCAGAGAGAAAUCAUUUGCUCCUUGUUUGCAGCCCCAAAUCUCUGGUUUUCUUGGUGGUCCUAAGCCCAGAACUCCUGUUGCUGGGGACCAGCCUACAGCUACAAGACAAUGCCUACGAAGGGUUACUUGUUGCCAUUCAUCCGAGGGUGAUGGAAGAUCAGGACCUCAUACCAAAGAUUACGGGAAUGAUAACUGAAGCUUCCUCUUACUUGUUCAAUGCUACAAAACGAAGAGUGUAUUUUGGGAAUGUCAAAAUCUUAAUACCAGACACAUGGAAAACUCACAAUUACAGUCAACCCAAAUGGGAGAACUAUGAAAAGGCAAAUGUCAUCAUAGCUGAUUGGUAUAGGAAACACCGAGAUGACCCAUAUACCCUACAGUAUAGAGGGUGUGGAGAAGAAGGUCAAUAUAUACAUUUCACCCCUAACUUCCUACUAAAUGAUAACCUAACUGCCAUUUAUGGAUCACGAGGCAGAGUUUUUGUACAUGAAUGGGCCCAUCUUCGCUGGGGUGUGUUUGAUGAAUAUAACAAUGAGAAACCUUUUUACAUGGCAGGCCACAAUCAGGUGAAAGUCACCAGAUGCUCAUCAGAUCUCACGGGUAUUUUUGUAUGUGAAAAAAAUACUUGUACCCAAGAAAAUUGCAUUAUUCACAAUCUUUUCAAAGAAGGAUGCAUGUUUAUCCAUAACAAUACACAAAAUGCCACAGCGUCAAUAAUGUACAUGCAAAGCCUAUCUUCAGUGGUUGAAUUUUGUAAUGCCAGCACUCACAACCAAGAAGCACCCAACCUUCAGAACCAAAUGUGCAGCCUGAGGAGCACUUGGGAUGUAAUCAUGGACUCUGUUGACUUGAGAAAGAGCCCCCCCUUGGAUGCUGCUGCCCUUCCACCUCCACCCACAUUUUCCUUGCUCCAGACUGGGCACAGAAUCAUCUGCUUAGUUCUGGAUGUUUCUGGAAAGAUGGUUGAGGCUGACAGACUCCUCCGACUGCACCAAGCUGCUGAAUUUUACCUGCUGCAGGUGGUUGAAAUUCAUACAUAUGUGGGCAUUGUAAGCUUCAGCAGCAAAGGAUUGGUCAGAACUCUGCCACGCCAGAUAAAGAAUCCCAGAGACCGAAAGCAACUAUCAUCAGCUCUUCCUACCACUGUGAUAGCUGAUGCAGGUGCCAAUAUAUGUUCAGGCCUACGGACGGGGCUUCAGGUGCUUGAAAGUGUGCAUAGAAAUGCAUUUGGAUCUACGAUAAUAUUAGCAACCAGUGGAGGAGAUGGGGAUAUCAGUAAUUGUUUGUCUACUAUGAUCAACAGUGGUUCAACUAUUCAUACUAUUGCUCUGGGUCCAUUUGUAGAUAAAAAUCUUGAAGAAUUAUCCAUACUGACAGGAGGAUUAAAGUUCUUUGCAUCAGACAAAGCAAGUUCCAAUGGCCUGAUUGAUGCUUUUAGCAGAAUUUCAUCAGGUACUGGAGACAUCUUUCGCCAACCUGUCCAGCUUGACAGUGCUGGUGAAAUUAUUGACAUUCAUCAGCACUUUAAUAGAACAGUGACUAUUGAUGGAGGCCUGGGAAAUGAUACUGUGUUUUUAGUCACCUGGGAGACCCAUGGACCUCCUGACAUAGUCCUCCAGGAUCCAAGUGGGAAAAAAUACUUCACAAAGGAUUUUAAUACCAAUCCAGAGUUGAAGAGCUCUUACCUUUGGAUUCCAGAUUCGGCAAAGACUGGCCAAUGGACUUGUCUUCUGAAUAAUACUCACAGCUCUCCACAAGCUCUCAAAGUGUCAGUGAGUUCUCGGGCUUCUGAUGACGCUGUACCGCCAGUAACUGUGACAGCCCAUGUGGAUAAAGAUGGAACCCAUUUCCCACACCCCGUGAUCAUUUAUGCAGAUGUGAAACAGGGAUUUUAUCCUAUUCUCCAGGCCAAUGUGAUUGCUGUUAUUGAGCCAGAAAUAGGAGAGCCUGUCAGGCUGGAACUAUUUGAUGAUGGGGCAGGUGCUGAUAUUAUAAAAAAUGAUGGCAUCUACUCCCGGUAUUUUUUUUCCUUCACUGUAAAUGGUAGAUAUAGCUUGAAAGUCCAUGUCCAUCAAGAGAGCCACAUUAGGAGAUUGUCCAAAUCUAUUCCAAGGAGCCAUGCGAUGUAUGUUCCAGGUUAUAUAGUAAAUGGUAACAUUCGGAUGAAUGCACCAAAGAAGUCUACAGGUGAUGGUGACAUUCAAGUGCAGAAGUGGGGCUUCAACAGAACAACCUCAGGAGGUUCCUUUUCAGUCCUGGAUGUACCAACAGGUCCCCAUUUGGAUCUGUUCCCACCUUGUAGAAUCAUUAACUUAGAAGCCAUAAGAAAAGAAGAAGAGAUUAUUUUAUCCUGGACAGCUUCCGGAGAGGACUUUGAUCAAGGCCAGGCUGCAAGUUAUGAAAUAAGAAUAAGUAAAAAUCUACAGAAAAUAACAGACGACUUCAAGAACGCUAUUUUGGUCAAUAGUUCUAAGUUGAUUCCUCAACCAGCUGGCUCCAGAGAGACAUUUGUCUUUACCCCAGCACUGUUGACCAAAGAGCAGCAGCAGCAGCUCGAUGGAGAAGUGGGAGAAGCCGACAGAAUCUACUUAGCCAUCCGAGCCCUAGAUGAGACCUCUCUGCAGGGGCAGGUGUCAAACAUUGUACAAGCAGCCCUGUUUAUCCCCCGAAAUGCUUCUUCCGUUCCUGCUCGAGAAUUUCUUAUCCUAAAAGGUGUUUUAACAGCCGUGGGAUUGAUAAUGACUUUGUGUCUUAUGAUAUUCGUGGCACAUUGUACCUUCAGCAGGAAGAAAAAAUCACGGAAGAAGGACAACAGGACAAAACUAUUGUAAAUAAAGGUCAGCAGGCAGUGGGUUUUUUGUCAAAUUGUAAAGUACCUUUGUGUCUGGAAACAGAGGCAAUGGAAUUUCAUAAAAGCAUACCAGCGAUAGGAAUAGGAACUGAAGGUUCCUAUCAUAAGUGGUGAUUUCAUUGAUCUAGGGAAGUCCCAGAUGAGGAACUACUAGUGCAGUUCUGGAACUUAUCUGCCAAUUAUAGUCUAAGAGAGUUGCCUAGACUGGAAGCUGUCACUCACUAAGUAUGUCAAUGGGGCUAUUUUAACACUCAGGUCUUCUUCUCUCCCAGGCCAGCUUUCAGGCCUCUGUGUAACACUGCCUCUCUUGCCCUAUAUACAAAUAAAAUUAAAACCCUA
Antechinus flavipes (yellow-footed antechinus) is the source of this 3313-nucleotide messenger RNA. RefSeq names its product chloride channel accessory 2 (gene CLCA2). The record is from RefSeq and is a predicted model, not a curated record. NCBI's taxonomy places the organism in Eukaryota, Metazoa, Chordata, Mammalia, Dasyuromorphia, Dasyuridae. Gene Ontology annotation, biological process: chloride transport. Gene Ontology annotation, molecular function: intracellularly calcium-gated chloride channel activity. The transcript is spliced from 14 exons. Bases 120 to 2954 code for a protein of 944 amino acids.